AUGAGAUUCUUAAAACCUUCAUCCCUAAUCCAUUUCCAUAGAGUUUUUCCCAAAUUCUCACUCACCAAACCUUCUCAAAUCCAUAGCCAUGGCCAAACCAGGUCAAGACCCAAUGAAGUGCUUAAAGAGUAUCUAAAGGCCAACGCUACAACUAAAGCCAUACUUUUCCUUCGUGAUUUGAUCAGAAAAAGCAUUUCAUCCAUUGAUAGCUACUCUCUAUUGUACAUCGUCAAGGUUUGCACACGAAAGUCUUCACCAUACGAAGCCCGACAAUUUCAUACUCUUAUCGUGAAACUCAGUUACAAUUCCAUCAUCUUCGUACAGACAUCACUGAUCAAUUACUACUCCGCAGUCGCUAAUCUAGCGGAUGCACGCCAGGUGUUCGACGAAAUACCCACAAAGAAUCUUGUUUGUUGGACAGCGUUGAUAUCCGCCUAUGUUGACAACCAAAAACCAAACACUGCUCUCAAACUGUUCAGGGAGAUGCAGACGGACAAUUUUGAGCCUGAUGAAGUCACCCUCGUGGUUGCUCUCUCUGCAUGUGCUGAUCUUGGUGCAUUGGGCAUUGGUAAAUGGAUUCAUAACUUCAUCCGAAGAAGCAAAAAUCUCAACAAAGACUUAACUUUAUACAAUGCACUCUUGAACAUGUACACGAAAUGUGGAGACAUCAAAAGUGCUAAAAUGUUAUUUAACACCAUCAAACACAAAAAUGUCACAACCUGGACUUCCAUGAUUACAGGACACGCAAUCCAUGGUCAAGCCAAAGAAUCCCUUGCCCUUUUCAAAGCCAUGACAGAUUCCAAAAUCGUGCCUAAUGAUGUUACCUUCAUUGGGGUUCUAAUGGCGUGUAGUCAUGUAGCCAUGGUGGAUGAAGGAAAGCACUAUUUCAAGAUUAUGAGUGAGGAAUAUGGAUUAAAACCUAAAGUUUCCCAUUUUGGCUGUAUGGUUGAUCUUUUAUGUAGAGCAGGAUGCUUACAAGAAGCUAAAGAUUUCAUUUUGGAGAUGCCUGAGAGAGUGAGACCGAAUGCGGUGAUGUGGCGGACUUUGCUUGGUGCGUGUAGUGUUCAUGGGGAUGUUGAUCUUGGUGAAGAGGUGAGGUGGCGAUUGGGUGAGUUUGAGGAGAAUUGGGGUGGUGAUGAUGUUUUAAUGGGGAAUAUGUACGCUUCAAGAGGGAUAUGGGAGAAGAAGGAGAUGAGUAGGAAUUGUGUUGAUAAGAGAGUUCCAGGGUGUAGUUUGAUUGAGGUGGGGAGUGAAAUUCAUGAGUUUGUGGCUGCAGAUUCUGAUCAUCCAUUUGGUUGCAAGAUUUAUGAGGUUAUUCAGAGUUUGUUUGGGAAUAUGAGAGCUUCUUAUGGAUGCACUUUUGAUCUUUGA
This is a messenger RNA of Lactuca virosa, 1371 nucleotides long. Lineage: Eukaryota; Viridiplantae; Streptophyta; Magnoliopsida; Asterales; Asteraceae. The record is from the annotation of a GenBank genome assembly.